GCCAACCAGACACAGGAACUUUCCGAUUACUACUAGUGUCCAAGGAAGAACUUCCUUUUCACUAGUGCCAAUCAGGGCAGGGCACAUCUGGGUUUCUUCUUCUACUCACUGCCUUUCCCCAAUACUCUAGUAGCGACAUAUUAAAGAUUGCAAACAGGGCAGUUUCAGGAAUAUUACAUUUUAACAUAAAUAGGAAUCUUCUUUCCUUCCAGGCAUGGAAGCCUGAUGGUCUGACACCUUAGACUGAUUUAAAAACUGAGAGUUUUUGUUUUGUUUUAUUCUGUUUUAACAGGCUUGCGAUGAGAUUACACAAAAGCACAAACACUGAAAUACAGCUGCUGGGGAGGGAAGAACCCAGGAGUCUGGGCUUUCUCUUACUUCCUUUCCCACCCUUGGAAGGGAGGAGUAAUCAAACAGGGCGGAAGUCAAAACACAGCUGUCCAGAGAGGAGAGUUGUGGUCAGUGGGGAAGUCAGCCAGUCAGUCACAGGGUUUGUUGUGAUGGUGGCAGGUGGUAAGGUUGAGGGGGGGAAUGGAGAAAACAAUGAAGAAUCAGAGGAAACCCCCAACACCGCCAGAUAGAUUGAACUGAGACCGGACUCUCCCUUCAAGCAUAUCCCCACCCUACUCAAAGCUAGGUGGACAGAGGUGGACGGUGCUGGGAGGGAAGAGGAGGAAAAAGAGGGAGGAAGACAGAGUGAAAGGAGCAGUGGAGGGAACAAGGACAUUUCUGUUUCUUCUCCAGGGACCUGACUAGAGCUGGGUGGAGGCAAAGCAUGCGUGUGUGGGACUUGGCAUGAAAUGACCAAUGAUGAUGAGAGGUGACCAGGAAAUUCCAUUCCCUAGGACAUUAGGGUCUCUGAAACUUACGGGUGGUGUCAGGGUGUGAAGAAGACAAGACAGGGUGAAUGUGGUGUUAGUGCAGGGUAUGAGGGAACAGAACAGAGGCCAAAAAGGAAGUAAAAGCCAUGGUUGUAAUUCUCCUUUAAAGCAACCUGACAAAAUGAAGUCCUGAGCUGCUAAACUGUAGAGCAAGAGCCACCUGAAUACACUGCCCACCAUUUCAAUUUCACAGGGAAUGGGACAGGAGCUGGGAAAAUAACAGGAGGGAUCAGAAUUAGAAUAAAGCCACAUCCCAAUAGCCAAGUGGCAGAGAACUUGGCCCCUUACGCCUCAAAUAGGAAGAGUGAGAUACAGAGCUGGGAAAGACACCCUACCCCCUCCACUACCACCACCAAGGUCACACUGGGACUUCAGGAUCUUGAAGCUGUUGGUGGUGGAGGUGAGCGAGGGAAGGGAUGAGAGUAAGGUGCCAGCAAGGAUGUACAGAGGUAGGUUCCCUGGUCCUGUUCUAGCCCCAAACCGGUUUUCCCGGUCCCAUUGCCUGCAGCCUCAAGGCCUCCAGCCCGCUGGCCGACAAGCCCUCACUAGAAGCAACUGGAGAGAAGAGAACUGGGAGAAAGGAGUGGGCAACUCUGGCUGCACGCCCAGGGCUGCAGGUGGUCCCCGAAGGCAGACCCCCAGACAUGGAGUAUUCUUGAGGGGUUCUAGAGAUGGGAGGUGGACCCGUAUUUCAGCCAAGUGACUGACCUCAGCACCAACUUUGCUACUCCCUCUAAAAGGUUUUGCGGGGGCUUAUAAGGAAACAGUGCUUUGGCCCUAAACUUCCCCUGCCCGGACAGAUUUAAUGUCACAGACUUCAUGUCUGGCCGCCCCCCACCCCCACCCCCAAACUUACGCAGAAACUCGCUACCCCUCCCCACCCUCAACUGUGACAGGGACUCUUGACUCAUGUAGACCCUGCCCCUCCCCACCCUCAACUGUGACAGGGACUUCUUGACUCAUGUAGACCCUGCCCCUCUGACCCUCAGGGUAGACCCAGGGUCUACUCAUAUAGACCCUGACCCUCUCCCACCUCCCCCAACACUUCAGUCCCUGCUUUCUUUUCCACUCGUCGCAGCCUUAACCUGCGCGCGGCCGGGGCGCGGAUGAGGGCUGCCACAGCGGAGCGCGCCGCCCUUCCCACCGCCGCAGCAUCCCGGGCUCUCUGGACCCCCCCACCCCACCCCCACCCCCAGCAUCCGGCGCGUCUCUGCCUGGCCCGAAGGCGUGGCGGGCAGCCCGGGGAACCAAGUCUGCAGUGUUACCUGCUCUUCUUCGGCAUCGAGGCGGCCCGGCGGCAGUGGCUGGAGUCCAGAGCAGACCCCGGAGCCCCCGAGGCACUCCUUCCGUCUUUGGAACACGCUAGUAAUUCACUGAUAGCAGGAAGCUAUGAGGGACCCUGUGAGUAGCCAGUACAGCUCCUUUCUCUUCUGGAGGAUGCCCAUCCCAGAACUGGAUCUGUCAGAGCUAGAAGGCCUGGGUCUGUCAGAUACCUCCACCUACAAGAUCAAGGACAACAGCAUGGGGAAAAUGACCGGGCAAGCAACUGCAGGAGAGCAGGAGAAAAACCUGGAAGGUGAUGCCCUUCUUGAGUACAGCACUUUCAACUUCUGGAGAGCUCCCAUUGCCAGCAUCCACUCCUUUGAAUUGGAUUUGCUCUAAGGCGAAGACUUCUCUCUCCCAUCACCCUACCCUUAUUGUCUUCCCUUUCAAACCCCUUCCUUUCUACCCCUUUUCCACUUUAAUCUUGUUCUCUUUCUAUUGUGUUGGUGGUGCUGAUGAAUCUGCCAGAGUUAAGUUGUAUUUAUUUAUUUAUUUAUUUAUCUACUCCAUAUUUCUCAAAAACCCUCCCACUACAGGGGGUUAAAGCAAUGGUGUACUGGGUCACAGGGAUUCUUUCUUCCCCCUCUAAGUAUUAACUCCAGAUUUUCUGCUACGAAACAGGAUUUCUAAAAGCCUAAGGACUCUGGUGUGUUCUUUUUCUUUUUUUUUUUGAGACAAAGUCUCAUUAUGUCGCCCUCAGUAGAGUGCUAUGGCAUCACAGCUCACAGCAACCUCAAAUUCUUGUGUUUAAGCAGUUCUCUUGCCUCAGCCUCCCAUGUAGCUGGGACUACAGGCACCCACCACAACGCCCAGCUAUUUUUUGUUGUAAUUGUCGUUGUUUAGUUGGCCCCGGCCAGUUUCGAACCUGCCAGCCUCAAUGUAUGAAGGCUGGCGCUGUAACCACUGUGCUACAGGUACCGAGCCUCUGGUGUUCUUUUUCUCAGAGAAAUUGGUGGCAGUUAAGGGUAUAAAACAAGAGGAAAUAAUGUAUUAUGGAAUAUGAAAAUAGGGAAAAACAUUGAAUAAUUUCAGAAACAGCUAAGUUCUUUUUUCUCAAAAAGAUAUUCCUUUAACUUUACAACUUUGCAGCUGUGAGUUGAAAACUGAGGAAAAUUAGAUACCGAAUUUUAAGAUGCAAUCUUGCUGACCAUUAUAACUUGUAAGGUUUUGACUAUUUUUUAAAAGGCACAGGGUUUGGCCCUUAGUAAUAUAUAAUACCAAUCAAUGGGCCUUGGGCACAGUUCUUCUGCUACACUUCGACCAUGAAAUGAACAAUUAACGUUCUGACCUUAUACCUUGACCCCACUCCUUCCAAAAUUGUUGCUGAUUUGUUCUGCCAUUUAGUCAUUUACUUAAUAAAGACAUAAAAUCCCA
Nycticebus coucang (slow loris) is the source of this 3578-nucleotide messenger RNA. RefSeq names its product MLLT11 transcription factor 7 cofactor (gene MLLT11). Gene Ontology annotation, biological process: positive regulation of mitochondrial depolarization; positive regulation of release of cytochrome c from mitochondria; apoptotic signaling pathway. The record is from RefSeq and is a predicted model, not a curated record. The transcript has 3 exons. Bases 1988 to 2290 code for a protein of 100 amino acids. Gene Ontology annotation, cellular component: cytosol; nucleoplasm. NCBI's taxonomy places the organism in Eukaryota, Metazoa, Chordata, Mammalia, Primates, Lorisidae.